AUGUCUAAAGCUGAAACGGCUAAAGCAAAGGCAAUUAGAGCCAGUCGACGUAUUCAAGGUUUAGAAAUACAACCUCUGACACAGACCACCACCACGAACACAUCGAACUCUAACGCCUGUAAUAGACCACUACAGUCAACUAGCAAGAUCCAAGGAAAGGAUAACAUGGACGAUCUAGAAGUCGAAGAAAGAAACGAGGAUCGAAGUAGAGACAAAGGAGAAACAGCAGUAGACGAACCACUCCUUCCUAACUCAGAUAAACACACCCAAGAAGCUCCACCGAAGAUCACGAAGAACUACAUCGGUCAUGUCCCUAUCCCCUACCCAGUCGGCCCGAUACGAGCACCUCGAUCAGAGUAUGAAGACUCCUCAUCUGACAGUGAUGACCCAGAAAACGAUUUCCUGGAUGAAGAGUCAGGCAGCGAUGAACCUAACGACGAACCCAACAUCAAACAGCCGAACUCUAGCGAUGACUCAUCAGACGGAAGCUUAUCGAGCAGAUUAGCAUCAUCAGCAUCAUUAGGAUCCUCAAACAAGGACCAACUAUCAUCUAGUGAAGAUUCAACAUCGGAUUCUAGCAGAGAAAGCGAAAGCGGACCCAGUUCAGGUUCAGAAUCUGAAACUUCAGAGGAGAAGUCAAAGAAAGACAGGAAACGGAAGCGAAUAGCUAAGGCACAGAAACAACUGAAAGAAGCGAAAAGAGAAUUGAGAAGACUCGAGAAACGUGGAAAAGGGAAGAAAACGGCAAAACACGAUAAAGGGAAGAAGAAAGAUCAGCAAUCGUCAAAGAAAAAGAAGAGACGCAAAGGCAUACAAGUCGAGAUAGGAGUCAUCCCCAACUCUAACUUAGUUCAACUUCAACCUUUCUGGCGCAAGCAGAUGAAGAAACUGCACUCUUCUAUACCACUUACGGUUUUCGACCAAUCCUUCGCUCUAGCAGACAGUGAAGAGUACGACAAACAACACCAUUCAUCAUCCUCCAAAACGACCAAGAAUAAAGGCCUAGAUGCACCAUCUGAGUACAAAAUGAGCUACGGAGAAUGGACUGAGAAUAUCAGCCUCUUUAAAAGAUACUUGAUGAUGCACAAACACCCAGAAGUGGCCGAAAGGAUAAACUACCACAUAAAGAAUGUCAAACAAGUGAAACGUUCAACUGAGUGUUGGAUGACCGCUUUACGAUACGACAUACUUUGUCGUAAAAGUGUCUUCGUAGAAAGAGAGGACAGACAUCCGAUAAAAGAUAUCGGUACCUUCAUGAAGAAGUACAAAGAGAAGGCUAAGGACAAAUCUCUGAAUUUUGGCGAAACAAACGGGGGUGAAGCAAACCCCUACGCAAAAGGAGGUAAACUAGAGUUUAAACACCCUGAGACCGGUCAACCAAUAGGCUACUCGGCACAACAUCAACCAAAUAUGAACUCUACAAACACUCAACCUAUAGCGUCUAGUUCAAGAGAACAAGCUUUCAGAGGUCGUCGUAGAGCGCAAAGACCCCCUAGGACACAGAACUAUAAUCAAUAUCCUUAUCAACAAGGCAGUUCGUCAACCUACAACACGUUUCAUCCAAACCAAUAUCAACCUUUCAACAACCUUCAACAGGCUCCCCUUCCAUCGAUCCACAUGGGUUUCCAAUCCCAAGGAUCGGCAAACAACACAUCCCACACGAACACCCUCCCGAUGAACCCCUCUACGAGUAGCACGAAAUUCUCGGCUAGAGGAGGGAGAGGGUCUUGGAGAGGUAACAGAGGUGGAAACGGAAGACAGGGUCAGCAGGAAACGUAA
Melampsora larici-populina 98AG31 is the source of this 1779-nucleotide messenger RNA. RefSeq lists its product as uncharacterized. Bases 1 to 1779 code for a protein of 592 amino acids. The record is from RefSeq and is a predicted model, not a curated record. NCBI's taxonomy places the organism in Eukaryota, Fungi, Basidiomycota, Pucciniomycetes, Pucciniales, Melampsoraceae. The transcript has 3 exons.